AUGCUUGCUGCCUCUGCCUUGCGUCUGACACUGCUGCUCUGGCUGGUUGCACCCCAACCCACCCGGCCUGAGAGACUCUUCCACAGCCGGGACCGUUCGGACCUGGAGCCAUCUCCUCUGAGCCAGGCCAAGCCCAUUGCUGACCUCCAUGCUGCUCAGAGAUUCCUGUUGAAAUAUGGCUGGUCAGAGGUGCUUAGUUCAAAGGAGUCACCAGGGGUCCCUAUGGGCUCCACCUUGGCUCAAGCUGUGCGAAGAUUCCAGAAGGCAAACAGACUGCCAGCCAGCGGGGAACUAGAUUCACCUACACUGGCAGCUAUGAACAGGCCACGCUGUGGCAUUCCCGACACAAGGCUGCCACCUCAGGCUGCUCUGCCAACCCCGCCAACCCCUUUGGGUCUCCGGCCCAGGGCCCGUCAAAAGCGCUUCCUUCAAAUGCUGCUGCCCAAGCCAGGUGGGCAACAUGAGGGCACUUUAGACACUGGGCCCAGGAGGGCCUUCUCCAGGAAGACGCUGACCUGGAGGCUGGUCGGGGAUGCCUACAGCAGUCAACUCUCUGUGGAAGAACAGAGAUAUAUUUUUAGACUGGCCUUCAGGAUGUGGAGCGAGGUGACACCACUGAACUUCAGGGAGGACCUCACUGCCCCUGGCUCUAUGGUGGACAUAAAGCUGGGUUUUGGGAGAGGCCGGCACCUGGGCUGUCCGAGAGUGUUUGACGGGAGUGGACAGGAGUUUGCACACGCCUGGCACCUGGGUGAGAUCCACUUUGACGAUGAUGAGCACUUCACCCCUCUCUCCAGCGACACGGGCAUCAGCCUUCUCAAAGUAGCUGUCCAUGAAAUUGGCCAUGUCCUUGGAUUGCCUCACACCUACAGAGUAGGAUCCAUAAUGCAACCAAACUACACUCCCCAGGAGCCUGCAUUUGAGCUGGACUGGUCAGACAGAAAAGCAAUUCAAAGACUAUAUGGUUCAUGUGAAGGAUCAUUUGAUACAGUGUUUGACUGGAUUCGCAAGGAGAAGAACCAAUAUGGUGAGGUGAGGGUGAGGUUCAACACCUACUUCUUCCGCAAUAGCUGGUACUGGCUCUAUGAAAACCGCAACAACAGGACUCGCUACGGGGACCCUCUCCAAAUCCUCACUGGCUGGCGUGGAAUCCCCGUGCAAAGCAUAGAUGCCUUUGUCCAUGUCUGGUCAUGGGGAAGAGAUGAGCGGUAUUUUUUUAAAGGAAACCAAUAUUGGAGAUAUGACAGUGAGAAUGACCAGGCACACACAGAAGAUGAAGAAGGAAGGAGCUACCCCAAACUGAUUUCAGAAGGCUUCCCCGGCAUCCCCAGCCCCUUGGACACUGCCUUUUAUGAGCGGAGGCAGCAGUUAAUUUACUUCUUCAAGGAGUCUCUAGUAUUUGCAUUUGAUGUCAACCAAAACCAAGUACUUAAUUCUUAUCCAAAGAAGAUGAGCCAAGUGUUUCCAGCAGUAAUGCCACAAAACCAUCCAUUCAGAAACAUUGACUCAGCUUACUACUCCUAUGCACACGGCUCUGUCUUCUUUCUCAAGGGCAACUCAUACUGGAAAGCAGUGAGUGACAAGGACAAACAGCACAGCCCUCAGCUUCCUCUGAAUGGCCUAUUUCCAAAAAAACCUAUUUCAGAGAAGUGGUUUGAUGUUUGUGAUGUUCAUACCUCUACACUGAACAUGUAA
Arvicola amphibius (Eurasian water vole) is the source of this 1695-nucleotide messenger RNA. It is a transcript of the gene Mmp21, whose product is annotated as matrix metallopeptidase 21. Gene Ontology annotation, biological process: proteolysis; extracellular matrix organization; collagen catabolic process. Gene Ontology annotation, cellular component: extracellular matrix. The transcript is spliced from 7 exons. The coding region runs from base 1 to 1695 and encodes 564 amino acids. Lineage: Eukaryota; Metazoa; Chordata; Mammalia; Rodentia; Cricetidae. Gene Ontology annotation, molecular function: zinc ion binding; metalloendopeptidase activity. The record is from RefSeq and is a predicted model, not a curated record.